CUUCAAAAUGCGACGUCACCAACGAAACUUGACUCCAAAGAGACAUGACAUCAGAGAAACAGCAGCUCCAAAAAACAAUAAAUCAGAGAAAGCGCGUGACGAUGACACCAGCGAAACAAUGCGACAACACAUAACGAAACGACGACUCCAAAGAGACAUGACACCAGAGAAAUGA
This is a messenger RNA of Racocetra fulgida, 175 nucleotides long. Lineage: Eukaryota; Fungi; Glomeromycota; Glomeromycetes; Diversisporales; Gigasporaceae. The record is from the annotation of a GenBank genome assembly.